AACCGAGAAGGACUGGAUCGUUGUCCGGUUGAGAAUCCAAGAUGGCGGCCAAGAAGUCAUUGUUUGGAAUCUUAUAACAAUCGCUUCUAAAACCAUCCCUGAGAUCAAUGGCUGAAGCAAGCGAAGACGAGGUGGAAAGCGUAGAUAGUCAGCUAAUCGCUGAGAGUAUUAAAGUUAUCGCUGAAUCGAUCGGAGUGAGGAAUUUGAACCAUGAAGCUAUUGGGACUUUGAUGGAAGAAGGGACGUACAGACUAAAACAACUCACUCAGGAAUCGUCAAAGUUCAUGCAGAAAUCCAAAAGGAAAAAGUUAAUGACUAAAGAUAUCGAUAACGCCUUGAGACUCCAGAAUGUCGAGCCUCUGUAUGGGUUCGUUGCACAGGAUUUCAUACCCUUCAGAUUUGCUAGCGGAGGUGGUAGAGAAGUAUUUUUCUAUGAUGAUCCAGAGAUAGACCUGAAUGACGUCAUUAACACUCAGUUGCCACGGAUACCAGUAGACGUAUCUCUGAAAGCUCAUUGGCUGAGCAUCGAAGGUCUUCAACCUGCUAUCCCUGAAAAUCCUCCCCCUGCUUUAGCAGACCAACUGAAAAGAGAAGAGCAGAAACCUGUAUUUACCACAAAGGCUGCCCCUGAUAAAACCAAACCUGGGCAGAAAAGACCCAAGGCAGAGGUGGACUCAAAGUCAAACAAGAAACCAGCUAUAACAAAACAUACCAUAAGCUCCAUCCCAAGUAACAAGGCUGACAAGACUAAGGGACUUGUCACACAUGAGCUGUCUGUGGAGCAGCAACUUUACUACAAAGAAAUCACUGAGGCCUGUGUUGGCUCAUGCGAGUCUAGGAGAACUGAAGCACUUCAAAGUCUUGCGACUGAUCCAGGACUUUACCAAAUGCUGCCGAGAUUUUGUACUUUUAUAUCUGAAGGGGUCCGUGUGAAUGUGGCUCAGAACAACUUGGUACUUCUGAUCUACCUUAUGAGAAUGGUGAAAGCUCUGCUGGACAACUCUACCCUUUUCCUGGAAAAAUACCUCCAUGAAAUGAUCCCUGCUGUUGUCACAUGUGUGGUUAGCAAGCAGCUUUGUCCCAAGCCAGAGGUUGACAACCACUGGGCUCUCAGAGACUUUGGAGCUCGAUUGGUUGCCCAAAUAUGCAGAUCAUUUAAUUCGACUACCAACAGCGUUCAAACCAGAGUGACAAAAACUUACUGCAAGGCGCUACACCAAGAGAAAGCCCCGCUAGCCACACACUAUGGCGCCAUCACUGGACUCGCUGAGCUCGGACAAGAGGUUAUAAAAGUGCUUGUUCUUCCUCGACUCAAGAUCGAAAGUGCGCUCAUCUCGCGCGCUUUGCAGGGCACGGAUGUCGUAGAGAAAAACGCCGCGGAGAACUUGCAGAAUCUGUUAUUGAAACAUUGCCCCGGUGUAAUCAUUCGCAUCCGACAUGCACCAGAUGCACAAGACAAAUACGAAGCAGAAUACGGCUCCCUUGGCCGACUCUUAUGCACCAAGGUGUUACAACUACGACAAGGCGUCAAUAAACCGAACGUGUUGACCAUCAAGGCAAGUAGUGUCUCAACACCUACCACACCCACUACACCCGGAACACUCAAAGCAACACCCGUACUGAUAGUGACCAAGCCGAUGACACCUACAACAACUCCUACGCGUCCUGUCACCCUGACUGGUUCCACCACGCCCACUGGUAACCGACUCAUCACUCUGUCGGGCGUGACACCUGGAAUACCUACUGGUACUCUGCCUGUUACUCUGUCCGGGACCAUGACACCCGGGACAACUACUAACCGGACAGUCCCCCUGUCGGGAUCCUUGACACCUGGAACACCUACUGGAAGUCGCCCUGUCACUCUUUCGGGUACCGUGACAGCUGGAACAAGUUCUACUAGCCGGUCUGUGACGCUGUCUAGCGUGGGCACGCCAGGUACUCCUUUGCAUUCCCUUGUAAUAACAAGCGUUGGAGGUACGCCCACUAGCGUCCCUGUGACACCUACUGGCGUGACAAAGAGCGGUGUCACGCAAUUCGUCAUGCAUGGCAAUCUGCAGUCGCCAACAAUAAACCAGCCUCAACAGAAGCCACAGUAGUUAGUGAGAGAUGUCCCUAUCGAGUAGAAAUAACAAAAGUGGACGUUCAUCGUGCGUUGAUUCGAUUACGUACGUAACAAUGUCUCGUUUUUGUUUUGAACAUUAAAAUACCCUCAUCAUUUUGACCUUUUAAGGUUUUAAGCGUACGUAAUUUCCCGAUUCUUACUGAAACGCAAACGCAAGAGAACGCAACUGCUUGAUUUUCUUGCGCUUGUGUUUGACCCAUUAUCACUUGUGUUGCGCAUCCCCGUUUGCGCUUACGUCCAAGUGAGAACCAACUUUUACCGACGACGACGGUAUUAAAAAUGUGACCAAGAAAUGCUCUUAUGCUUAGCGCUGAACUAGAUAAUAUUUUAUAGUUCUAAGUGAGGCUAAAUUAUCCAAAGCACAAGCGCCCUUGCCAUCGACGAACACUGUGUAUUCAUGUCAUAGUUUGGAAGAAAGCGCCUAAAAAUGCAUUGUGGCUUUAGCACAACGUUUUGAGAUUCUAAAUUAUGUUUUUUUUUAUAUGCUAAUGGUGUCCGAAUUUCGGCAAAUGUGAUCCGAUCUGUUUACCAACAUUUUUAAAAGUCAUUAUCUGAUUUUCAAGAAAAAAGAAACGAUCCACAUGUUAUUUGAGUGAGUUAGAGUGUGUUGCUAAGGAUCCUACUAAGGAUGUGAGACCUAUACUUACACAGAGGGGCACAAUGUUUCUGUGCGCUGCCUUGUCUUUACAGGAUCUAUGAGCAAACAAAUUGAACCAGUCAAAUAUAUAGAUAUAGGCUAUCAAUAUAUCAUUUGUGCCAACUUUAUUAUCAAUGUAUUUGUUUAUUUUAUUUAGAGACAGGUAAAACUUUAUGUAUUUGAGAAAAUGCUCACAGAUUCAAUUUUCACGAUCAUCGAUACUUCCUUUCGUUGACUUUUAAGCCUUCAAUGAAGAAGAACUAGACUUAUCGAAAACAAUCAAUUGGACGACUUUACAAUACUUUAGUCUUGCAAUUAUAUCAUCCGCUUAUAGAAAA
Molecule: messenger RNA, 3097 nt
Organism: Nematostella vectensis (starlet sea anemone)
Lineage: Eukaryota; Metazoa; Cnidaria; Anthozoa; Actiniaria; Edwardsiidae
Product: transcription initiation factor TFIID subunit 6
Exons: 13
Coding region: 108-2096 (662 amino acids)
Biological process (GO): RNA polymerase II preinitiation complex assembly; transcription initiation at RNA polymerase II promoter
Cellular component (GO): SLIK (SAGA-like) complex; SAGA complex; transcription factor TFIID complex
Molecular function (GO): protein heterodimerization activity; RNA polymerase II general transcription initiation factor activity; transcription coactivator activity
Source: RefSeq, a predicted model, not a curated record